AUGCUGGGUGCCCUUGUACUGUCGUUGCCAUCGGCGGCCGUGCAGCAGCUGAAUGAUGAGACGUUCGAGCACCAAACGCAGGCAUCUACCGGCAUGACAACGGGGAGCUGGCUCGUGACGUUCGGCUCGAACGGCUGCGGCAGCUGCGACAGAUUUCGUGAGGCCUUAGAUUCCGUGGAAGAGGAACUCCGAGACAUGUACGUGAUUCCCGCCCACGUAGACAAAGUGGACAGCGCAGGUCUAUGGAAACGAUUUGGCAUCAGCGAGGUGCCCGCGACACUGCUCUUUGCAAAGCACAAGCUCUAUCGCUACACGGGGGCUCAGGACGGACAGGACCUUUUAGCUUUCGCUCGGGCUGCCCUGGAAGGGCAGCUGAGCGCUGCCGAGAUUCCGCCGCCGCCGAGCUUGCUGCAGAUCGUGUUGGACAAGGUCAAGAGCAUCUUCGGGGCUGGAGAGCUGUGA
Messenger RNA from Symbiodinium natans, 462 nucleotides. Lineage: Eukaryota; Dinophyceae; Suessiales; Symbiodiniaceae. The record is from the annotation of a GenBank genome assembly.